AUGGCGGAUAACGAAGAUAGACCCACCAGUGCUAAAGAUGCAGCUGAGGCUCCUGCGGGAGAAGAGGAACCUAAGCAACCCACAGUGGAAGCCCAAAGUGGUGAUGAACAGCCAGAAGGUGAAGCAGCUCCUGCAGAGGGUGCUGACGAAGAACCAACAGAAGAUGAGGUGCCAGCAGAGGUUGCUGAUGAUCAGCCUGCUCCAACUGAGGACACUGAAGAUCAGCCAACCGGGGAUGAGACUACAUUGACUGAAUCUGUGGACCAACCGGCUACUGAUGAGACUCCUGCUGAAGUAGUAGAAGAACAACCAGCUGAAGAAGAUGAUACCACUGCCCCUGAACAACCACCAGAAGGUGAAACAGAAGAAGCAAAACCACCAUCUGGGCCUCCCAGCAGAGCAUCUACUGCCAAGUCUGGUAAAUCAGCCAGGUCAGCCAGAUCAGCAAGAUCGGCAAGAUCACAGAGAUCAGGUGGUAGUGGUGCAGCUGCUGAUGAUGAGGAUGGUCCAACUGAGGCGUUGCCACCACCAGUGGAUGAUGCUGUGAUGUCUCCUCCUCCAGUGGCUGAAUCACCAAAUAGACCAGCAAGUCAAAGAUCUGGUGGAUCUGGUAGAAGAAGUGCAGGUUUUACAACUGAUUUGCAAGGUACAACAGAUAUAGCUUUACCAGAGGAUUUAGGUGUAGAUAGCGAUGGAGAUGAUUUUUCAGAUGCAGAGGAAGGUGAAGAUGAUGACUUACUAGAUUCUGAAGCCAGUGAGGAUGAAAGUGAAAUGGUUGUUCUUGAUCCUGAUCAUCCUUUGAUGCAAAGAUUCCAGAGAGCUUUAAAUUCACACUUGGUAAAACAACAAGAGAAGGUAACAUUGCAACUUAGGGAACUGCUUGGAGCAUUGAAGAACAAAAAGAAAGACAGAGAAGACAUUGGUGUAAAUUUGUAUGGUCUGCAGCAAGAAUUAGCCAGGCAACAGAUGCUGUUAGAACAGCUACAUGAUGAAUUCAGUCAGACAAAUCAAGUCAGACAUCAGUGUGAUGAAGAACUAGAAGAAGUGAGACAUUUUUAUAAAUACACCCAGAAUAAUGUGACUGGGCAACGAAAGACAGCUUCUGAAUUACAGACUGAAGUUGAGAAUUUAGCAACCAGACUGUUCUAUCUGUCGAAUGCCAAAGAAGAUGUGCGAUCAGAUAUUGCUGUAAUGAGACGGGCAGCUGAAAAGGCCGAUACUGAAGUCACUAAAGCAGAGACUGAAAAACAGAGACAGGAUUUGUAUGUAGACAGACUAACAGAGAUUGUGGACAAACUGAAAGAAAAGAUAGCCAUGUAUGAAGCGCAGCAUUCGGCACAGACGGAAGAAACUAAGGCAGCUAAGGAAGCACUGAGUGAAGCUAAAAAUGAGAUUGAGAGUAUCAACUUAGAAAAGAAGCAUCUAUUACAACAGUGGCAUAGUAGUUUGAUUGGUAUGAGAAGACGUGAUGAAGCACAUGCUGCUUUGAUGGAGGCACUUCAUCAACAACAGCAGAAUAUACAAUCUUAUGCAACUGAAAUAGACGGCUAUAAAAAAUCCAUCCAGAAGGAACAGGAAAGUAAUGAGACAUUGACCCUUAUUUUGAGGAAAAAUGAAGCAGACAUUGCUACGACAAAGAAGCUCAUCCAACUGUGUCAGGACAAGCAAGAUAAAAUAAAACAAGAAUAUAGCACUUUCACUAGAAUGCUGCAUGAAACUGAGCAGUCAUUGAAUCGAGCAUCAACGGACCGUACUCUUAGAAUGAAUGAAUUAAAUGCACUACGAAAACAAAUUGAAAGAGAAUAUCAAGAGAAAGUUCGUUUGGAAGAUACCAUUCUGGAAAAAAUGAGGGAGGAACUGACGAUGGAUAAAGCUGCUAUAUACACCAAAAAGAUGACUGAUAAGUUGAGAGGAAGAACAAGGGAUCAGGAAUCAUCUAUGGCAACAGUCAAAAAUGAGAUUGCGAGAGAUACCAUGGAACUCUCACAUACCAUGACAAGAGUGGAGCGACUUAAAAAGGUUGCAAAAGAGCAUGAUAUCGAAAUUAGAGAUAAGAAUGAUAUUAUUUCGAGAAGUGAAAAUGAAAUAGUUCGCCGUAAUGCAAUAAUUGAACGUAAACAGGGACAAAUUGAUCAGUACAAUAAAAAGAUAGAAUCCAUUGCUACUGCACAAGGGGGAGAAGAACUUGGUCCACUGGAACAUGAGAUCAAUGCACUUACAAAGAAUAUUGAACAACGCUCUCAAGAAAUUGGGGAAUUACAGCAGUUUUGGUUGCGGCAACAGAAUGAACUGGUCAAACUUAGCAAAGAGAAAGAUAGCCAGGAGACAGAAGUAGGAACUAUGAAGAAAGCAUUAACUAUCCUCCACCAGAAGAAAUUGAGAAUUGAAAAUGAAAUCAGCACCCACACUAAUGAGGAUGAGAACAUUCAUAGAAAUAUCAGUAAUAUGCAGAAUGACAUGAUCAAACUAAACACCUUGUUGACAAAGCAGGGCAAGAUAAAAGAAGGUUUGGAACAAGGCAAUGUACUGGUAGAGAGUGACUUUGUACAAAGUCUCAAGGAGGCGGAGUUGAACUCUAUCCGUAUGCAGAGAAAUGUGGAAGAAUUGACUGAAGAGAAGGAGAGACUGCUAAACAGUCUUGUUGAAGCUGAACGACAGAUCAUGCUAUGGGAGAAGAAAACACAGCUGGCCCGUGAAGCUAAGGCAGCGGUAGAUUCUGAAGUAGGCCAGGGUGAGAUUGGUGCCAUGAGAGCUGAAAUCCAUCGUAUGCAAGUGCGUUAUGCACAACUGAUGAAGCAGCAAGAGAAGAUGAUACAAGAUAUGGAGAAGGCAGUCUCCAGACGUGACACCAUUGUCACUAGAGGUGACGCACAGUCUAAAAUGGACAAAAAAGUAGAAACUAAAGGAAUGUUUCAGAAGAAGUUAUCUGAAAUGAAGAAAAAGGUGAAAAAAGUUCAACAAGAUGCAAGUUCUUGCGAUUCAGAUAUUGCAGAGUUACGUGGCCAUCAACAACAACUUAGUCAAACACUAGAAGAAAGGCAAAUAAAUUACCAACAUCUACAGGGCCAGGCUGAUACUUUAGACGGUGAUAUUGAUAAACUCAUGGAAAUCAAAGGAAGGAACAUGGCUGAUUUGAUUGCAAGGCAACAGAAAGUAAAACACUACCAGGCACUAAAGGACGGCAAAUACACAUUACUGUGUAAAACUGACCAAGCAUUGGACAAUGAAAUGGAAAAACAAGGAGACCGCAUACAUACCAUUACAUCUAUUGUAGAUAGACUUAAUCAAGAGUUUCCUCACAUCCAACCAGCUUUGAGGAAAGUCUCUGUAUCCCUCGCAUCACGGGGUAUCACUGAUGAAGAUUAAAAUGUACCCCCCCCCCCAGUUAAAUAAUGGAAUGUGCCAAUGCAUCUAAAAACAGUGUAUCAUCUGUGUUGGAUUGUACUAUAUAAAACUGAGAGAAGAGGUUAUGCAUUACAUGAAAGAGAUUCAUUUUUGUAUAAUAACUUAAAAUUCAUUUGUCCCAUAUUACUUUACAAUGUAAGUGUACAUAUUAUGACUAAAUACUUUGCAUACCAUUGUUAUGGAUUCCAUGGUCCUUUUUAAAUGUGUGUAUAUUAUUGUUUUUUUGCAAUAAAAAAGAAUUUUACGACC
This is a messenger RNA of Saccoglossus kowalevskii, 3654 nucleotides long. Its product is annotated as coiled-coil domain-containing protein 40-like. The record is from RefSeq and is a predicted model, not a curated record. Gene Ontology annotation, biological process: axoneme assembly. Lineage: Eukaryota; Metazoa; Hemichordata; Enteropneusta; Harrimaniidae. Gene Ontology annotation, cellular component: cytoplasm.